GAGAGACGAGACACACACGCGGAUUACACGUACCGUACGACUCAGCCAAAUAAAGGAGGCUGACGUAUCCUUUGACCGCCGAAGAAAGACGAAAACGAGUCUUUGAGAGGAACACUCACGAAGAAUAAGAAGAAAACCUCACCUCCCCUGGCCCUGAGAGAAGACGAAUCAUAGAAUCUUAUUUAUCUGAUCGAGCCAACGGAUUGAGUGUACUUUCCGCCUUAGCUUUCUCAACUUUCGUGUGGAAUCCAAACACCAUGGAUGAACGCAAUAGGAAUCCAUUUGCAACUGCAAGUGGAGGAGCAGGGGGCAGUACAAGUGCGAGUUCCAACUCCAGUUUUAGUAGCAGUGUGGCGGAUACAGAGGAUGAUCAGACCAUUGCGCGUAUAUUAACUGAAGAUGAUAGCUUAAGAAGAGAGGGCAUGCUUGGGAAGAGACUCUCUCAUUUAGAUUCUAUCCCUCACACUCCUCGUGUUAACAAUCAAAUACCCGAUAUAAAUGAUGCAACAUUAGACCAUGAGCUGCUCUCUGUGAGGUUGGCCACAUAUGGUUUAGCUGAACUACAGAUGGAGGGGGAUGGUAAUUGCCAGUUCCGAGCUCUAGCAGACCAGCUUUUCCGUAAUCCAGAUUACCAUAAGCAUGUUAGGAAGCAUAUCGUAAAGCAGUUGAAAAGGCAACGAAAGUUAUACGAAGGAUAUGUACCGAUGAAAUACAGACACUACACCAGGAAGAUGAAAAAACCGGGUGAAUGGGGAGAUCACGUUACUCUUCAAGCUGCUGCAGAUCGUUUUGAAGCGAAGAUCUGCUUAGUCACAUCAUUUCGGGAACAAUCCUACAUCGAGAUACUUCCCCAUAACAAGAAUCCUCUUAAAGAGGCUUGGCUUAGCUUCUGGAGCGAAGUUCAUUACAAUUCUCUAUACUCUAGUGGAGUUCCUUACUCUUCCAGAUGUUCCCACAAGACAAUACAGGAAGAAGCAUUGGCUCUUCUAGGAUUGGAUUCAUAUGUAUGUAUAGUAUACUCAGAUUGUGUGUCAACUUUGUAAUAACCUCACUCUGUUACAUUGGUUUCAUGAUUGUUUCCAUCUCAACACUUGCAUCGUAAAAGAACCGAGUAAACGUAGAUAUGUUAUUUAUAUAAUCAUCUGAUUUUUUUUUUGACA
This is a messenger RNA of Brassica napus (rape), 1160 nucleotides long. Its product is annotated as OVARIAN TUMOR DOMAIN-containing deubiquitinating enzyme 11. The record is from RefSeq and is a predicted model, not a curated record. NCBI's taxonomy places the organism in Eukaryota, Viridiplantae, Streptophyta, Magnoliopsida, Brassicales, Brassicaceae. The transcript is spliced from 10 exons. The coding region runs from base 258 to 1043 and encodes 261 amino acids. Gene Ontology annotation, biological process: protein deubiquitination. Gene Ontology annotation, molecular function: cysteine-type deubiquitinase activity.